Polistes canadensis is the source of this 1115-nucleotide messenger RNA. RefSeq lists its product as uncharacterized. NCBI's taxonomy places the organism in Eukaryota, Metazoa, Arthropoda, Insecta, Hymenoptera, Vespidae. The coding region runs from base 14 to 985 and encodes 323 amino acids. The record is from RefSeq and is a predicted model, not a curated record. The transcript is spliced from 4 exons.
CGACGAAUGAACAAUGUUGAAGGUUUUGUUAGUUUUGACAAUUCUGUGCGGUUCCGUUUUCACGGAAGAAUCUCCGGAAGAAACGAAGCAAAGAAAACGAGGUAUCUUGGGUGGUAGCGACGGAUGGAUUGGUAUACCAAAUCCACAUUCUUAUGGAUAUGGACAACCAUGGGCAGAUCAUCAUAAUCCAUGGAAAAAUAUUAAAUUCGGAAAUAUCAAUUUACACCAUGGAGGAUGGAAUGGAUUUGGAAGUUACGGAAAAGGAGGUUUCGCUUUACCAUCUGGUAACGGCCAUGGACCAUUAGUGAAGACACUUCCCGUAUAUAUAACGAAACAUGUAGUUUUGGAAAAACCAGUUCCGGUUCCUGAACCAGUAUACAUAGAGAAACCAUACCAUAUCCCGAUAGAAAAAGUGAUUCCGGUACCAGUCGAGAAAAUUAUUCACAAACCAGUACCUGUGCCUGUUCCAGUUCCACAGGCAAUUCCAGUCCCCGUGGAACACCCUGUGCCAAUACCAGUGAAACAUCCUGUAGCAGUACCAGUUCAUCACCCUUAUCCGGUACCGGUAAAACAAGGAAUACCGAUACCAGUACCAGUUCCGUUUCCGAUACCCCCACCAUAUCCGCUAUACGGUAGAGGUUUUCCGGCCGGUCCCUUCUAUCCAGGGUUACAUGGUCACGCGCAUUUUGGUCAUGGCUUUGGCGGCCACGGUUAUGGUCAUGGAUUUGGUCAUGACUUCGGUCUAGGACAUGGCUACGGUGGUCAUGGCUACGGAGGUCAUGCUUACGGUGGUUAUGGCUACGGUGGUCACGGGUAUGGCCAUGGAGGUGGCUACGACUUUGGUGGUCAUGACUAUGGUAGACACGGACAUGGUGGCCAUGGUUAUGCUCAUGGUUAUGGACAUGGACCGUAUGGAUACAACCACCCUCAUCACUACGAUCAUGGUUAUGGACACGAACGUAAAGAAAAACGAAGUAAACAUUAGAAUAAAUCGUAAUAGGAAUAAUUACUAUCUUAAUAUAAAUAGUUACUAUUAAAAUGUUAACACAAGUAAAGUCUUAACUCUUGUAAAUGUGUACCAAAGUAAAAGUUUGAAAAUCUCUGAAGAUCGCUGU